This is a messenger RNA of Hibiscus syriacus, 1023 nucleotides long. Its product is annotated as tetraspanin-8-like. Gene Ontology annotation, cellular component: plasma membrane; plasmodesma. Lineage: Eukaryota; Viridiplantae; Streptophyta; Magnoliopsida; Malvales; Malvaceae. Gene Ontology annotation, biological process: auxin-activated signaling pathway. The transcript is spliced from 2 exons. The record is from RefSeq and is a predicted model, not a curated record. The coding region runs from base 40 to 855 and encodes 271 amino acids.
ACGAAUCGAGUGAAAAGAACCUGCCGGAAUACUGAAUCAAUGGCGUUUCGGCUGAGCAACAACCUAGUGGGUAUCCUCAACUUGAUCACGUUCAUCCUCUCGAUCCCCAUCCUCGGCGCCGGCAUCUGGCUGAGCCGGGAAGGCGUGACCGAGUGCGAACGGUUCUUGGACAUGCCCGUCAUCGUGAUCGGGGUCUUCCUCAUGAUGGUCUCCCUCGCCGGACUAAUCGGCGCGUGCUGUCGCGUGACGUGGCUGCUCUGGCUCUACUUGGUCGUCAUGUUCCUCCUCAUCGUGCUGGGGAUCGUCUUCACGAUCUUUGCUUUCGCGGUGACGAAUAAAGGGGCGGGAGAAGUGUUGUCCGGGAGAGGUUACAAGGAAUACCGACUCGGGGAUUACUCCGACUGGUUGCAGAAAAGGGUUACUAAUCAGAAGAACUGGAAUAAGAUUAAGAGCUGUUUGGCUGACAGUAAAGUUUGCACUGAUUUCCAUGAUAAAUAUCUCAAUGCCUCUCUCCCGGAGUUUUACCAGGCUCACUUGUCAGCCAUUCAGUCUGGUUGCUGUAAGCCAUCGGACGACUGUAAGUUCGCAUACGUCGGGCCGACUAACUGGACAAGAGGGGAUGGGUCGCCGGCGAAUCCAGACUGCAAUCUGUGGGAUAAUAACCCGAAUACUCUAUGCUUCAACUGCCAGUCAUGCAAAGCUGGGUUCAUAGACAACCUCAAGAGUUCAUGGAAGAAGGUGGCGGUUGUCAACAUCGUCUUCCUCAUCUUCCUCAUCGUUGUCUACUCUGUUGGCUGCUGUGCUUUCAGAAACAACAGGAGAGACAACGCUUAUCGUCAAGGCUGGAAGCCUUGACCCCUCUUUCUCUUCUUAGCUUUCUGGGUUUUUAGUUUGUUUGUAUUUUGAUAUUGUUUGUGAUUGCAUUUGGACCUUUUAUUGUAUAGUUUUUCACUUCCUUGUCUAGUUGUUAGCAAUUUAGAUCGUUUAUAUAUAUGCAUAAAAGUCGCAGAUACUAUUGUUUUA